ACAACAAAGCAUCUGCGGUACCUGGGUUGCUUGACUUUGAUCCUGCAAUAACUGCUAUCGACUGACCACCAGCAUUACGUGCUUCCAUGUACUGAACACCCACUGUCAAGAAUCGGCAAACAUGGACCUUGAAGAUGUCGAAGACAUGCUAUUCAUCACCCCAAGUUCGCAGGAAUCGUUCGACAACCUGUGGGACGAAGACUUCUAUGAUGAGGAGACGCUUGACGUUGCUGACAACGAAUACGAAUCUGACGACGACCUGUUUGAUGCUCCUCUAGAUGUCACAGCAGACUCAUGGCAGCUACUCAGCAGCAGCCCGCUACUCACGCCAGCAGACGCGUCCAUAGCACUACAAGACGAUAUGGUAAUGGGCGGCAGUGGUGACUGCUUGGGGAGUGUCGAAGUACUGUCUGUGGAAGUAGGCAAGAGAAUGCCUCGCGACAGGCAUUGGGUCAUUGCUCGCCUUGAAGCCAUGCUGGAGAGAAUCGUCGAUGGUCUCCUUGAGGGUAGUGAGAGACUCACACUCACCCUCAACAGUCGAGCAGGCAUCUCUAGACGACAGCCAGUUGCGAAGAUUAGCUUUGAAGCAGCACCUGCGCCGAAGGUUCGGCAAAUCUCGUUUCCUGGCAGCAGUGCGCAAGAAGCGUUGAACUUCACUAUCCUACUGCGUAUCAUCGAGCUCGUCCAUGGAGGCCUUGUCGACAACACUAUUAUGACCAAGCGAGAUAUCUACUACAGACAUCCAGACCUGUUCGUAAAGCAAGCAGUCGUUGAUCGAUAUGUUGAUGACCUAGCGUGCACAUUAGGAAUAUCGAGGUCUAAGCUCAAUGUUACCGCUGCUGCCAAGGGGCUUGUUGCAGGAUGCUUCACCAUAAACCGUGAAGACGGUACACAGUUCGAUGGCAUGAAUGGCAAAGAGGGCUUGCUCGUCCCAAAGAUCGGAGAGAAGGAUCGGUUAGAUCUCACGCGAGUUCGCUGGAUCCUCGUCAUCGAAAAAGAAGCCACAUUUCGCUCGCUCCUUAGCGCGACACAAUGGGAGAAGUUGGGCCUAGAUGGGUUGGUCUUGACCGCAAAAGGAUACCCUGACGUAGCUUCUCGAAGUUUCCUACGUCAGUUGACCGAUCACGCACCACACGUACCAAUAUACGCCUUCGUAGACCUUGACCCUGACGGCAUCGCUAUUUUGUCGACGUACAAAUAUGGCUCGUACCGCCUCGCUCACGAAAACGUCGCACCUAAGGAUACACCGGCAUUAAGCCUGCCCAACCUACGCUGGCUCGGUGUAAAGAGGCACCACAUCAGCCGAGUUCCGGUAAACGAAAGUGGUACAGAUACGAGCGCAAUGCCUGAACUUCAGGGCCUGAUGAAGUUGACAGCACGCGACCGUACGAAGGCAACUCGAAUGUUGGAGUGGAAUCUCUGUUGUGAGACUGGGCCAGAGCAGGAAUGGAGGCGUGAGUUGCAAACGAUGCUCAUGUUAAACGUCAAAGCUGAACUUCAAAUCCUUGAGGAGCUGCCAGGAGGUGUGGUCUCUUUCUUGAGUACAAAACUUGGCCAGAUGGAGGAGACAGAAAUCGACGUGGUGGCGAAUCCAGCAUGCUCAGACGAUGGCCUACUCUUUUAGCAUAGCGCCUUCCAUCCGCACAACGCAGGUCUGAC
This is a messenger RNA of Macroventuria anomochaeta, 1659 nucleotides long. RefSeq names its product DNA topoisomerase IV, alpha subunit. The coding region runs from base 122 to 1624 and encodes 500 amino acids. Lineage: Eukaryota; Fungi; Ascomycota; Dothideomycetes; Pleosporales; Didymellaceae. Gene Ontology annotation, cellular component: nuclear chromosome. The transcript has 8 exons. Gene Ontology annotation, biological process: meiotic DNA double-strand break processing; meiotic DNA double-strand break formation; reciprocal meiotic recombination. The record is from RefSeq and is a predicted model, not a curated record. Gene Ontology annotation, molecular function: DNA topoisomerase type II (double strand cut, ATP-hydrolyzing) activity; ATP binding; DNA binding.